AUGGUUGAAGUUGGCGGAACAAGCAGUGGAAAAUCUCCCAAAGCAGAGAACUUUCAAGACAGCAACCCGUGGUUUGGGAAUGGUCUGGAAGCCACUGGAGUGAGCUCUGGUAGCAAACCGUGCCAGAGGAAGCUUGAAGAGAUUGAUGAUGAAGAGUUUGAAAUUCCUCCAAUGUUUGAUGAUACAAGCUAUGAUGCUGCUGAGAUACCUGACCUGGAUGUGGAUGAUGAUGAUGGAAGAAUAUAUGUUGGGAAAGUAUUUGGCAGCAAAGAGGAUUGUCAGAUAGCGUUAGCCAUUUAUGCUAUUAAACAUCAGUUCCAUUUCAAACAGACAAGAACGAAGGUGGACUCGUUUGUUGUGGAAUGUCCAAAUAAACAUUGUGAUUGGCGUGUGACAACACAUGAGGUGAGGGGCUGUGGGUAUUAUGUAAUUCGGAAGGCUCAAAUUGAUCAUAUGUGUCCUUAUGAGUCAAGGAUGGGAUACAAAAGCAAAGCCACAUCCCGUGUGAUUGCUGCUGUCUACAGGUCCAAGUUUGGUGAACCGGGGAAAGGUCCAGUGCCUCGCGAGUUGCAGAAGCUUGUUCUGGAGGAUCUUCGCAUUACUGCAUCUUAUAUGAAGUGCUACAGAGCUAAAGAGAAAGCUGUUAUUGCUAGCAAAUCCCGGGACUGUGAUGACAUUGAGACAGAGGCAGAUGAUGAUGGUGAUGAGCGUUUUUUGUAUUUGUUCCUAGCCUUUGGGGCGUCUAUAGCUGGGUUUAAGAAGCUGAGGCAUGUGCUUGUGAUUGAUGGAACGCAUUUAGGAGGUAAAUAUAAAGGGGUGUUGCUGACAGCUAGUGGGCAGGAUGCUAAUUUCCAGAUCUUCCCGCUGGCUUUUGGAGUUGUGGAUGCAGAGAACGAUGAAGCGUGGACAUGGUUCCUGCAAAAAGUUGAACGCAUCUUAGCUGACUCCCCGCAGCUGACUGUUGUAUCUAAUUGUGCUUCAAGUAUUGCGACAGCUGUGGCACGAGUUUAUCCUAUGGCUCACCACGGGGCGUGCAUCGUGCAUCUGGACCGUAAUGUGAACUCUCGCUAUUCAAGCAAAGGACUAGCAAAACUGGUAACUGAGCAGCAAUGGCACAUAGGCCUCGGGAGUACAAAGAGCUAUACAACAAGAUCAGAGCUACGAGUAGUGCCUGUAGAGUUUAUUUGGGGAAUAUAG
This is a messenger RNA of Brassica oleracea var. oleracea, 1197 nucleotides long. RefSeq lists its product as uncharacterized. The transcript has 2 exons. The record is from RefSeq and is a predicted model, not a curated record. NCBI's taxonomy places the organism in Eukaryota, Viridiplantae, Streptophyta, Magnoliopsida, Brassicales, Brassicaceae. Bases 1 to 1197 code for a protein of 398 amino acids.